Drosophila arizonae is the source of this 9531-nucleotide messenger RNA. It is a transcript of the gene Ncoa6, whose product is annotated as Nuclear receptor coactivator 6. The record is from RefSeq and is a predicted model, not a curated record. NCBI's taxonomy places the organism in Eukaryota, Metazoa, Arthropoda, Insecta, Diptera, Drosophilidae. Gene Ontology annotation, molecular function: histone acetyltransferase activity.
AUGGCUACCACUAAAGGCGAAUGCAAAUGGCGGUUGUUAUUGUUCGUGGAAUUGCAAUAAUUACGAAGAUUUUUUUACAAAAUAAACAACAAAAACACUACUCUAAAGAAAUACCAAUAGGCUUAAAAUCAAGUAAAAAUAUUCUGUUAACUGCUUGUAUAGUUAUAAACUUUUUACUCGCUCCUACGUCGGUUAAAUCAACGCCACAAAAAUUUGUCCAAACGCAAACUGUGACAAGAAAAAUAUUCAGCGCCAGUGAAAAGCAAUAUUAUUCAUUUUCAAUGCAUGAAAUGAACAACUGUGACACCACAAUAAUUCACUCCAAGCUGUGAAAAGUGCAUUAUACAAUUUGCAAAUAGGGAUGCGUCCAAAUUCAAGCAAUCAUCUGCAUUGAAAAACGUUGGAAAAACUCUCAACCAUAAAUCCAAUUCAGCCAGCAUAGGAGCGCCCAACUACUGCCCGCCUUCACCCGCACUCCACGUUGUCUUUAAAUCGGAAAAAAACGCGUCGAAAAGGAAACAAGAUGCAGAGGUUAAAGUUAAAUAAAACAAAGUAAUAAGUAAUGUUAUGCUCCUUUUAUGUAUGUGCAUACAUAUGUAUAUAUGCAGGCAGAAGUGCUGACAAAGACAAAAAUAACAACAACGGCGUUUCAGUUACAGUUUAACUGCAUAACGUGAGCAAAGAAAAAAAAACAAUACAGUGUGGCAAGGCGGUAAAAAGUGUUGGACCUGUGUUUUCGUGUCAUAAUUUAUGAUAUUAAUAACAACAACGACUAGAAGCUCACAAUAGUGAAAAAUGUGCGCAAAGAAAAGAUGCAAUUGUUUAAAUGCAAAAGACGAUUUGAUGCGCAUCUUAUAAUCUGGAAUACAAAUACGAAUUUAUCCAUUACCCACGAUGAUGAUUUUGAUACGCAUCCGUGUUUAUAAAAAUAGUUAUAGCAAAAAUUGUGUGUGCAUGUGCUAAAUGCAAAAUUUGUGCAACACUUUACCAAUUAAAUCUACGACGGGUACGAUUGCCGUGUGAUGAUAUGCCACUUAAACAGCAGCUUGAACCGUCUGUGCGGAUAUCGGUGUCGCUCCCGUGGGAGGCAGCACUACGACUGCGUCAACUGGCCGUCGAGGGCAAUCCCACCUUGCGUGCGCUCGGGAUUCUUUCCGUGCAGCCUGAAGGCGAUUCUGUGAUAGCUUUAAAAGUUGGAGGACAAGAUAUUAAAAUAACAAAAGAUAAUUCAAACGAUGUCGCAAGCGGUGCACUUGAGGCGGCUGGCACGUCUUCCAACAAAGCCGCUCACGUCGUUGGCGCUGCCAACUUGGCGACAACGCAUUUGGUGGCACCAAGUUUCGAUGGUCCCAGUACAAGCAAAGCGGCCUAUGUGCAGCAACAUCAGCGACUCACGCAACUGCCGCAGAACGAUGCAAUCUCAAGCCAGCAGCAAUUACAGCAGCAACGGCGAAAUGUACUACCACAGCAGAAAUUAAUACAGCAGUCGCUGCCGCCGCCGCAGACUCCACCUUCGCCGUACAGUAAUGCAUCUACGACUCCGCCUGUUUUUAAGUCACCCAACACGGUUUGUCCAAUGGAAGGCAAGGUGCCACUGCUGCCUUCUCCUGCAGGUACACUUAAUGUGCCAAGAGAUUUCCCAUUCGAAAGUAUGCGACAGGCACGUGUCCUGCAGGGCAGGGAUACAGCUGCAACCACAGGUGGCAUGAACACUCUUGGUCCACCGCCUCCGCCUCCAAUUGCUACACUCAAUCUGUUGAACAAUCAAUCAGCGCAAAAUGGCGAGGUUAUUGCGACGACAAUUGUGGCGGGAACCCCCAAUAAAUCUCAGUUCAUAAAUCCGCCUCCGCCAUAUCCCGGUCUUGGUCCUAGUACAGGCACGAGCUCAAGUUUGACUGCCUCUAACAGUAACAAUCCAGCAGCUGUUGCACCAAGUACGAAACCCGCGCCGACCUAUAAUAUGCCAAUGUCGUCGUCAUCCUCUGCAACACCAGCGCCUUCAACAACAUCGACAGGCAGUAAUAACAUUGCAAUAUCAUCUCCGCUUUUGGUCAAUCUGCUGCAAAACGACGGUAAUGCGUUAUCGAGUCAAAUGAAAUCGCCCCAGCUGACGACGCCAACGACACCACAGUCGCCCAUUGUGAGCAUGAGUCCAAGUGCUCAAAUGAUGAACUCUAGCUCACCAAUGCGUUGCUCUUCGGCCACGCCCAGUGAUUUUGUCAUGGGAACAACAGGUGCGCCGCAUGACAAUGGUAAUGUGCCUAGUCCGGUAGUGCCAUCCUCUCCAACAGGUGGCGGCCCCGUAAUAAUGCGAAAUAUGCCGAAUCACCAACAACAGCAGCAACAACAACAACAACAACAGAUGCUGCUCAGUCCCAGUAGUAACGCGAAUCUAUAUAACCAAGUUCCCGCACCCCAUAGAUUUCAGCAUGCGGUCGCACUGCGCCAUCAGCAGCAACAGGUUCAUCAACAGCAGCGCCAUCACCAAAUGCAAGGCAUACAUCAGCGAUUCAUACCACCCCAACAGCAGCAACAGCAACAGCAGCAGCAGCAGUUUCUUGGGCAGCAACAGUCAACUGAUUGCUUUACUAAUAUAAACCUGCAACAGUCGCAACAGCAGCAGUUGAGGCAGCAGCAAAUCCGAGCCGGUCUACCACCACCACAUCCGCAGCAACAUCAGCGACUUAUGAGCAUGCCAUUGUCUUCGCCCCAGACGCAGCAGUUUAUGUCACAUGGUGGCGCCUCGCCCAUUGCCCAUUCACCUGCCUCCAGUCAUCACUCGAUGCACAGUCCGCUAAUGGGCAAUCAUCAGGGUCCACCUCCAUCGCUGCUUUCGCCUUCGACGACACCCAAAAGCCCACAUUCGCAGCAGCUGACACAGCUUCAGCAGAAACAAAAAGAGAUGACGCCAAUCUCAAAUAUGCAACAUGCUAACCUUGUACCUGUAGCUGGCGCGGGCAAUGCUCAGCUGCCACCACCGCCUGACUACAAUCAGGCAGCGGCGAAUUCGCGCUGGCCCGCGCUUAACAAACCGAUGGAUUCGGUUACUAAGAGCAGUUUCCAGGAGUUCACACGCUAUCAGAUGCAAUACAAUCUGCAGCAACAGCAAAUUAAUUUAGGCAACGGCCCAGCGCAGACUACGACGGCAACUAAUACCGGCGACAUGGUGCCACCGGGAACGGUAACAAUAUCGGGUACCGGGCAACGUCAGCAGCAACAACAGCAACAGCAGCAGCAGUUAUCGAUGCCAACGCAACUACAGCAAUUAGUGCCACAGCAARCGCAGAAUGUGACGAAUGUUUCAAACGUUGGUCAUGGCCUAAAUGAUCCAUUAAUAUCGUUGUCUGACCUGGAGGCCUUAACAACCAACGACUUGGACGCUUUACUGCCAACUCUAAACUGUGAUCUAGACUCAACGCUGAGCCUUGAGGAUAAGAACGAACUCGAAUCGUUGCUUCAGGAUGCUAAGGACUUAGACUUGGACUUAAUCGAGGAUAAUUUGUCUGCGGUCGGUAUGGACGUUGGAGAUGCGUUGAGCACGCUGCAGGAUGCGUCUGGUUGUAUAGAUCAAUCACAGCCACAGUCCCAGCAUCAGCAGCAACAACAAACUCAAAUGCUGGACAUGCAGUCAUUCAACCAGCAGCAAUUAUUGCAGCAACAGCAACACCAGCAUCAACAGAGACAACAGCAAUUCAAUCAAUUGCAACAACAACAGCAGCAGCGACAACAGUUGCAGCGCCAAAUUCAGCAGCAACAAGUGGCGCACCGCACCCAACAACAACAGCAACAACAUCCACUUCAAAUGCAACAGCAACAACAGCAGCAGCAACAACAAGUGGAUAAUACAGGGGCACAAGCUGCUGCCCAAAAGAAACUGGCGCAAUUGCAGCAACAACAACAACAACAACAGCAGCAGCAACAACGUCAAGGAAAUAUGCAGCAAAAACAAUUCAUUAUAAAUCCUCACACCGGUGACAUGGAGCCCAUGGCUAGUGACGAUAGUGAUACGGAGGCUGAGCAGGAAACAACACAAUUGCAAUUUCGCAGCAUGUCAAGUAGCCUGAGCGGUUAUGCGGGCUUUAAUCCUGCAAACGAUAUGAUGCUGCCGAACAACCUAUUUUCCGAGGAAGACUCAAACUCUGCAAUGUCUAGUGGUCAACAGCUUCCGCUGGCGGGCAGUGAUCAGGAGAGAUCACGUGAUUCGAUGGCCUCGAACAAAUCAGCAUCGAAUCGAUCGAGGAAAAUGCCACAGCUUAAGCUAAACCAUAACAAUCAGAAUCAGCAACAGCAACAGCUUAACCAGAAGCUGCAAAUGUCUAACUCAGGCCAGCCCAUGCAAAUGCAACAGGUGCAAAUGCAGUCAACCACACCAACCGGCGAUUCUCCUCGAUCGGGCAACAGUUCUCCGUUGAUUGGCACGAUCGGAACUACCAUUGGCAAUAGUAAGAAAGCUAAGCCGAAUCUUCUGCGGGAGAAAUUGCAGCAGGGCGUGAAAGAACGGAAAGCCAAAGACCCAACAACACCGGCUACUCCAAAGGCGAAGCGGGAACGUGCUAAGGGCAAUGCUAGAGCCAAGGCAGCAGCUGCAGCAGUAACGGUGUCUAAUUCAUCGACUGAGGACGAAAAAAUCAAGCUGCGAUUAAAAGUAGAGAAAGUUGAUUUGCAACAAGCGUCAUAUGAGCAUCAGCAUGUUCAACUUAAUGCCAUAAUGGACAGUAAUCACUUGCAGCAGCACCAACAACUGCCGAUGCAAACACAAAUAGUGGCUCUACCUACGUCGCAGCAACAACAACAGCAGCAACAACAACCGCAGCAACAACCGCAGCUACAACAACAGCAGCAUCAGCAACAACAGCAGCAUCAGCAACAUCAGCAACAACAGCAGCUUCAACAACAACAGCAGCUACAGCAGCAACAACAGCAAAAUCAUCAGCAACAGCAGCAAAAUCAGCAGCAGCAAAAUCAGCAGCAACAACAGCAACAGCAAAAUCAAAACCAUACUGUGUACAGUAAUUUCCAGAAUCAACAACAAAUCGGUCAACAGCAAACUAAUGCUGCAGGGCUGAGUGAGCCACGCGUGCCGCCGCUGCAGAUUCGCCUCCGGGGCAAAAACUCUGUGGUUGUAAAGAAUACACGCAAGGAGCGCAAGAAGGCACCAACAUCGGCAGAGGAGGGUCAAAAAGCUCGGCAAAUAAAGCGCUCCUUUAGCGAGCAGGAGGCACAACAGCAGCAACAGCACGCAAUCGAGGGUGCGCCGGAAAGCAAGCAAUCUAAGCUAGCGCCUGUGCCGCAUGUCAAUGGAUUACCAAGCUCUGGUAUUAUAUUGCAAAAGGCACCGCAAGCACCGCCUUCGCUGCCGCCACAACCAGUUCAUCCAGCGCAACAAUUGACAACAGGUGCUAAGACCACAACUAUAGUAGCCGGCAAGAACGGGCUUACGAUCAGUGCCAUUGUGGAGGCGCAUAAGUCGCAGGCCGGGGAUGGACAGCUGGCAACUGUUGGGUCUACGAACACUGGCACGGCGACAACACUGCAGCAACAACAACAGCAGCAACUGAGCAAGAUUGCAACCUCGCUGCCAAGCAGCAUCACUCUAAGUGCAAUCACAAGCACCACAACCACCAACAACAACAAUAAUAAUAAUAAUAGCAACAAUAAUAACAACAUUAACAGUAGCAACAGCAGCAGCAACAACAGUCGCAUGCUGGGCAACAUAACACUGAAGAACCCAAUUAAGACUGCAGCUACCAUCACGCCGAUUGUGGGUGGAAAGCCAAUGACAAAAAACCAUAAGCCGCCGCCGCCAUAUAUGACCGCUGUGCAACAGGUGCAUUUACAGAAGCAGCAACAGCAGCAGCAGCAGUUACAGAAGCAACAACAGCAACAGCAGCUACAGAAACAGCAACAGCAGCAUCAGCAACAACAACUGGCGGCGGCCGUAACCAUGCUGCCAAGUGCGACAACGCUCAAGCGUGUCGAGAUCACCAAAUUGGCGCCAAGCAGCGCCGAUACAGCAACAAUAACAGUCACCACACCCUCACCAUCCACGCCAACAGCGACAGCAACAUUGUCAAUGCUUGGGGAAAGAAAACUCCCAGUUGCAAUUUCGAUGAACUCCAACUCGAUGCUCAAUAACAAUGUCAGUGAGAAUGCAAUUAGUAAUACGAAUGUACCCAUCAUGACACCGGCAAAUCCAAAAUUAAAUCAUGUAGCUCUGCAAACUGUAGUCAAUUCGCCAGGCGUCACGUCAUCCCCAACACCAACACCGACUACGGCUGCGGCGGCUGCGACGCCAACACCAGCAUCUGUUCUCGCGAACACGCUGCGCAACUCACCGGCGAGCAACGGCAGCGGCACUCCCGGCCACGGCAACAAUGGCGGCGGAGAAGACAGCGGCAUUGAGUCUAUGGAUGCGCUCUCUGAAAAGAGUCCACACCAGCAAUCAUCCAGCAGUCCCAUACAAAUGCAACAGCAAAUGAUCACGAAGCAAGCAACAAGUUCAGCCUGCACAUCGACAACAAUAACGCAAUCUUCAUCAGUUGCAACACCGGUGCAGACACCGAGCACGGGCAACAGUAAACUUCAGCAGCUACAGAACGCCGAUGAUGAAAUCGAGAAGGCGCUUGCCAAAAUGGAGGGCGAAUUCGCGGAGGAAUUCGUAGCCACAGUGCGAAAGGAGGACACUGCGUCCAGCAUUGGAGGUGACUUUCAUUUGACAACAACCAGCACUAAACUGAAUGGGGAGCAUGAUAUAUUCGAACACGAUGAUCUCAUCAAGAAGCUGACGGACAAUUUAGAAUCGGAGGAUACGAAAAAGCCGUUGCCCACACCAGCUACUGACGCGAUAGUAGCGACCGUAGCGGAGCCAAAUCCGGAUAGUAAGAUCAAAAUAGAAAACAUUAAACUGCAGGAGCUGCCUACGGUGCUGCCCACUAAAAAGGAGGCUGCAGAAGUGGAUAAUCGGCAAACGACUCCAUCGACUGCUCCUUCUAUUAAACAGGAACCCGAGCCCGAAAAAAAUCUCGCAUCUACCCCGGCUAAGGAGAAUGAGGUAGUCGAAGAGAAAGAAAAGCCUCAGACGGAAUCCCUGCAACCCAUAUCCAUUGAGAUUCCCCCUCAGUUGGACUCCGAAACGCCACGAAUUAGAACUCGUGCUACCAGUCGUCUAGAGAGUCCAUUGGAUGCUCAAAAGAGCAGCCCAGAAGCGCAACAGACAACUGUAGUUGUUACAACUACAGCGACGACGGCAGCAACGACAGCGACAGUGUCGAACAGAAGCGCAACCAGGGUCGCGUCGAUUCCGAGUCCCCGAUUGGGAACGACGGCUCCAAUGCAUAACAAUAACAAUAAUAGCAGCAGCCUGAAGCGUCGUCGGCAGGAGUCGGAGUGCGGCAGCAGCAAUGACGGAGCUAACGAUGCCAACCUUCUCAUUGAGACUAGCAACAGCAACAAGCGCACGCGUAUCAGCAGUGGCAGCAGCAGUGGCAACAACAACAACAAUAAUACCGCUGAGGCCACAGAGUCAACGGGGCUAAAUUACAUGCACUCCAAAAAGAUUGAGAUCGAAUCUUCUGACUCGGACGAGCCCCUGAUUGAGGUAGCGGGCAAGGUGCGCAAUUCGAAGGCUCAAGUUGAGGAAAAGCACGUGACGCGACGAAACGCCCAGCAACAGCAGCAGCAGCAACAACAAAUUAUUCCUGGUCUUUUUUCAGAAGCUCCCAGUUUGAGUACAACACCCACGCAGGCACAGAAGACUGGCAAAUCACAGCCCAUUGCAGCAAAYAACAAUAAUAAUAAUAGUGCGACCUUGCAGACGGUCAGCAAUGCGGCGAUAGCGGGGACGUCAAGCAACAGCAAUAGUAGCACAGGUGUAGUGCACGCAACACGUGGUGCAACAGCAGCUGCUGCCACCAGUGGCACCAGCAACAACAGCAUUUCUAAUAACAACAACAUUGUGAACGCCAAUUCGCCAACAGACGAAAAGAUUGGAACGAGGAGGAGCGUAAGGGCGAGCGCUGCAGCUAACAAGAUAAUAUAUAGUCGCAGCAAUGCGGCCGCGGCUGCUGCUGCAGCUGCUGAGCAUAAAAGUACUCCAAGUAAAUCAGCAGCCGGUGCUGCCGGAGUAGUCAGUGGUGUCAACAGCUCAAAUGCGAACGCCAGUUCCGAGAGUGUGGCUGAAGCGCGGCGAAAGACGCGCAGUGCAGUUAUUGGUGAAGCUACGUUGACCGAGGGACGAAGAAGAAGGACUUCGCGUGAUUACAAGUGACCAGAGUUUUGCGCCUUGGCUAAGGGAAUUAACCAUACGAGCGAUGCUGAAGAGGACGAAUUAAUUAAGCUGAUCGAACUGGAUACUGCGGAUCGGUUUGAUAUCAGCACCAGUUUCCCAUUGGCCCAGGCGCAAAACGUCGAAGGAGACGUCGACCAGAAUAGCAGCAUUAAUAUCGAUAUUGGAGAUAUAAAAGAGGAUAUCGUGAAUAUAUCUUCAGCGCUGACACUCAUCGGAACAACAGAUAAAAGCGCCCUUGAUUACCUGGAAGAGGAGGGAGAUGAGGCCGAUGAUUUGCAACUGAUGACGUAUCAGAACAGCAGCGAAGUGGACGCUGAAGUAAAUGUGGAUGCUGUUAGCUUACUCAUGCCAGAUCUGAGCAAUGCCACAGGCCUAGACUGUGGCAAUUUUGUCGACUACGAUGAAUUCAACAUGUGUCUGAACAACAUUCUGAGCGAGAAGGAUGAUCAGGAGCUCAUGGACUGCGAUGCAAGCGGAAGUGCAAAUAUAAAUAGUGGCAGACACCAUCAGCAGCAGCAACAACAGCAGCAAUGGCGUGACGUCAACGAAGUGCUCAACAUUGUGCCGCUGCGAUUUCAGGAGUUUGCAACAGAGGCAAGCAUCACAGGCGAUGAUCGGUCCGUGAGCAGUAGCUCCUCGCAAAUGGCAUAACGGCGUCGCUUUGAUAACCGAUUGUUCAAAAUGCUUAUUUCUGCAGUUAUGUAAAUAGCUUAAACUCACAUACAAACAAACAAAACAGACAAAUGCCAAUUCUUUCGUUUGUACAAAGGUUUUGUAAAGGUUUUUUCCUUGAAUAUUUUUGUAUAGUUAGUUGUAUUCAAAGGUUGCAAUAAUGUUGCAUCUCAAAACGAGCAGCAUCACACUCACACACACAUAUAUAUAUACCCAUGUUUCACUUAAUUUUUAAUUCGAAACUUCUCUCUGCUUAUGUAGCACUACUUUCCAUAAAUCCAAAUCCAAAUAUCCCUUGGUUAAUAGAUUUACUAGUCAAGUGAAACAGACAAUUUGUGUAAAGAUCAAAAACAUUUAUUGAACAAAUUAGUUGAAAAUUAUACACAUGCAAAAUUUAUACAAAAAUAAUAAAAUAAACAAAAAAAAAAAAACACAAAAAUAGUAGUUAACCCCGACACCUUGCUCUAUGACGCAUGCGUAUUUUCAUUUUCUCAUCUAAGCAAUUGUAUAUACUUUAGACCUAAUUCAAAUAGAUGAAACACAGUUAAACACAUUUUUUAGAAAAGGUAAAA